UACCCUACUCCUUGUUGUAGGGUGCAUCCGGGCCGAAACCGUCUCAUAAUCAUGGAUUGUGAAAACUAUGUGGAAACUCAUCCAUCAGACGACAAUGAAGCUAUGAAAACCAGUGACGUUUACAAAGUGGACAAAAAUCUUCCUAAGCGUUUUAAUAACCCCGAUUGCUUUCAAGGCUACAGUACGAAGAAAAACCACCCAUUCUACCAGACAUCAAGCCAAAUAUAUGGAAGCAAGAGACCAACCGUUCAUGAAAUGCCUACAACUUUUAAUGGCAGUUAUCGGAAGUUUUCAGAACACAUGCUGAGAAGUGGGAUGUUCAGAGAUAACGGUUUCAACACGUCCAUUGAGAAGAGCAAAAUCACAGGACACGACACCAUCCCCAUGUUUCAAGACAGGAUCAACUUUAAUUAUGCAUACGACAGUGGGAAUGGUCCAGGGAAUUGAAAACAUUACUCCACCUACCUUAUUAAUUCAUUUUCAUUGCUACAUUUGUAUGCCAUUCAUUCUAUUUGCCUUUUAUAAGGAUCAAUAACUAUAAUGAGUAUUUAAACAUCAUACAGAACAUUCACCUUGUUUUAUUAGACCCCACCUACCAUUGGUGAUUGGUUCAAUAAAAACCUUACCCCCAACAUCAGUCUUGGCCACAAG
Molecule: messenger RNA, 651 nt
Organism: Oncorhynchus masou masou (cherry salmon)
Lineage: Eukaryota; Metazoa; Chordata; Actinopteri; Salmoniformes; Salmonidae
Product: piercer of microtubule wall 1 protein
Exons: 3
Coding region: 52-447 (131 amino acids)
Biological process (GO): axoneme assembly
Cellular component (GO): axonemal microtubule
Source: RefSeq, a predicted model, not a curated record